This is a messenger RNA of Candida dubliniensis CD36, 3402 nucleotides long. RefSeq names its product DNA-directed DNA polymerase (gene POL5). The record is from RefSeq and is a predicted model, not a curated record. Gene Ontology annotation, molecular function: rDNA binding; transcription factor binding. The transcript has a single exon. Lineage: Eukaryota; Fungi; Ascomycota; Pichiomycetes; Serinales; Debaryomycetaceae. Bases 1 to 3402 code for a protein of 1133 amino acids. Gene Ontology annotation, biological process: regulation of DNA-templated transcription. Gene Ontology annotation, cellular component: nucleolus.
AUGGCAGUUCUGAGAGAUCAUUAUUUUAAAUUAGGUUCUGAAUUACCUAAAGAACGUUUAAAUGCUGCUACUCUGUUAAUUUCUGAAUUAAUUGCUACAGAUAAUGAAGAAGAAUGGUCAUAUGCUUUAAAUAGAUUAUUAAAAGGGAUUUUAACUACUAGACAAGCAGCAAAAUUUGGAUUUAGUAUGGCAUUAACUGAAGUUGUUAAUGAAUUAAUUAAUCGGAAUAUUUUAACUGUUGGUAAAUAUUUAAAUUUACUUGUUGAAACUACAAAAAUUACUAGUUCAAUGAAAGGUAAAGAACAACGAGCAAUUUUAUUUGGAAGAUUAUUUGGUUUACAAGUAUUAAUUAAUUCUAAAAUUAUUAUAUUGAAAAGUGAAUUAAAUGAUAUGUUACAAUUUGUUGAAAUUUUAAUGGAAUUAAGUAAUUAUAAAAAUUGGAUUCGAGAAACUGGAAUUUUCACAUUAAUACAAUUUAUAAAAUUAUUAGAUAAUAUUGAAUAUCGUGAAAAAAUUUAUAUUAAAAUAUUAAAUUUAAUUAAUAAUUUUGGAUUAAAUUUAUCUACUGAAGGUUUAGCAAUUUAUUUAUCAAUUCCACAAAGUGGUCAAUUAUCACAAAAUAUAUCUAAUAUAAAACCAAAUUGGAAAAAUGGUGAUCCUUUUUAUAAGGGGAAUUUACCAAUAUUAGCUAAAGUUUUAAAAGAUGUUGAAGUAAUUAAUGAUGAAGAAACGGAAACAGAAACAGAAACAGAAACACAAACGAAGAAGACGAAGAAGAAUAAGAAUAAGAAUCAACAAAAGAGUAGUUGGAAUUCUCGUUUACCAUUUGUUUGGGAUUUAAUUGUUGCCAAAUUUAAUCAAUUUGUUGUUGAUACCAAUAUUGAAGAUGAAUUACAAGAUCUGAUUAGUAUUUCAAAAAAAAGAAAGAAAACACCACCACAAAAACAUGUUAGUAAUAAUAAACGUGCUAAAAUAGAACCAGAAUAUAUUUCUUUAAAAGAAUUUUGGAAAGUUGUUAUUGAUGAAACAUUAUUUUCAGAAAAAUCAUCAAAUGAACGUAAAUAUUGGGGGUUUGAAAUAUUUAUUAAAUUUAUCACAUCUUUGGAAUCAUCAUCGUCAUCAUCGUCAUCAUCGUCAUCAUUAGUUGAAUAUUUAUUUACUCCAAAUUUCAUGAGAUGUUUAAUCAAUCAACAUGCAUCAUCAACAAGAAUGUUAUAUAAGAUUGCUCAACAAACUUUGAAAACUCUUGUGAAAACCAUUCAACAAGAACCUAAUUCUGAAUUGGGUCCUAUAGUUUUACUGUGUUUAUUAGAUGAAUCAAAAGGUGGAUGUUGGAAUUUUGAUUUAAUUAGUAAAUCUCAUACUAUUGAUGAAAUUUUACAAAUAAAAUCUAAUGUUAAUCAAUAUAUCAAUAUUUUAUUAGAAAAUUUCAUAAUCAAAUUACAAACUCAAAUUGUAUCAGAAGACAGUAAUAACACCAACAAUAAAAAUUCAAAUGAUAAUAUUUUAAAAUGGUAUUUAGAUAAAAUUGUUUCCUUAAUUAAACAUCAUAACAAUAACAAUAAUAAUAAUCAAUUCAAAUUAUCUGAUACUAUAUUGGAAUCAAUAUUAACUAAAUUACUUCAAUAUUCAUUUUUUGAUACCAAAGAAAUUAAAAUAUCAAAAUUUUUACAAUCUAUUUGUAAAGAAAAAUUUAAUUCAAUAUUAUCAGAAAUUAUUACUUUAAAACUUGAAAAUAAAAUUUAUAAAACUUGGUCGACAUUUUGUUAUCAAAUAAUUGAAAAAUUAUCACAACUCCCAAAAAAUAAAUGUCUUGUUGAAUUUGAUGAUGAAAUAUCUAUAGUUAAACAAGAAACUGAACAAUUAUUAUCAACAAUUAUUGAAUUAAACACUAAUUUAACAUCAUCAUCAUCAUCAUCAUCAUCAGAUAAAUUAUAUAUAUUUGAAUUGAUGUUUUCAAUGUGUUUGAUACAAUUAUAUAUGGAAGAUGAAGAAACUAUUCAAGUAAUUAAUGAAUUGAAAUUAGUAUUUGAAAAUCAAUUUUCUCCAAAAGAUGAUGAUACCAACAACAACAACAACAACAACAACAACAACAACAACAACAACAACAACAACAACAAUGAUGAUAAUGAUAAUGAUGAUGAAAAUAAAAUUGAUGAUAAUUUAGUUUUAACGGAAAUUGUCUUGAGUUUUAUUUCUAGAAAAUCUACUUUAUUUAAAAAAUUAUCAGUUUUGGUUUGGGAAAAUUUUUUAUGUCAAGUUGAUGAUAUGGGGAAAUUACGUGUUAAUGAAGGUUGUUUUAAAUUAUUAUUUGAUGUAUUAGAAGCCAAAGAAAAUAAACAAGGUCAAGAAAAACUUUUUGAAGGAGAUGAGGAGUUUCAAGAAGAAGAACAGGAGGAAGAAGAGGAGGAGGAAAAUGAAGAAGCACAGGAUGACAAACUGAAUGAAAAUAGCGAAAUUGAUAGUGAAAGUGACAGUGACAGUGACAGUGACAAUGACAGUGAUGAUGAUGAUGAUGAUGAUGAUGAUAGUGAGUUGGAUAAUAAUGAAGACACCAUCGCUGAAAUAGAUAAACAAACUAAUUUGAAAUUAGCUCAAGCUUUAGGAAUUCCAACAAAAGAAUCUGGUGAAGUUAAAUUUGAUGAAUUGGAUGAUCUUUCAUCUGAUGAUGAUGAUUAUGAAUCAGAUUCAAUGGAUGAUGAACAAAUGAUGGCUAUGGAUGAUCAAUUAUCCAAAAUUUUCAAACAACGUCAAGACACAAUAAUUAAUUUAUCUACUGGUAACAAACGUAAAUUGGAAGUUUUAGAAGCUAAAGAAAAUAUGAUUUUUUUCAAAAAUCGAGUUUUAGACUUGUUAGAAACAUUUAAUAAAGUUGCAAUAAAUCUGCAUUAUAAUUUAACAUUUAUUAAACCAUUAAUUAAUUUGAUGAAUUUAACUUUAGAUAAAAAUUUGGGAAUUAAAGCUCAUAAAUUAUUGAAAAAUAAAAUCUCCAAAACUAAAAUUGAAAAUGAAGAAUUAAAAAAGUACUACAAUGAUGAUGAUGAUGAUGAUAAUAAUCUAUCUGAAUAUUACCAUCACUUGAUCAAUUUAAUUGAAGAAUUACAAACAAAGGCAAACACUAUAAAAUCAUCUAAUCAAUCAGUUGUACAAAGUUAUAAUCAAAGUUGUAUUAUUAUUGCCAAAAAUUUGUUGAAUUUAGAUGAAUCAAAUAUGCAAGCUAUUGUUGAUAUUUAUUGUAAAUCAUUAAAACAAUGGUGCUUACAAUCGGAAAGUAAAUUACAACCUUCUUUGUUUUUCGAUUUUAUCAAUUGGAUCAACAGUAAGAAGAAUAAUGCUUGUCAUAAUUCAAAAACCAAAACCAAAACCAAAACCAAAACAAAUACCAAAAACAGUAAACCCUAA